This is a messenger RNA of Protopterus annectens (West African lungfish), 1063 nucleotides long. It is a transcript of the gene NPVF, whose product is annotated as neuropeptide VF precursor. The transcript is spliced from 3 exons. NCBI's taxonomy places the organism in Eukaryota, Metazoa, Chordata, Ceratodontiformes, Protopteridae. The record is from RefSeq and is a predicted model, not a curated record. Gene Ontology annotation, biological process: negative regulation of gonadotropin secretion; neuropeptide signaling pathway. Bases 60 to 680 code for a protein of 206 amino acids. Gene Ontology annotation, molecular function: signaling receptor binding.
UAUCCUUUCCCAUAUGUGCAUAUACAUUUAAUCUGCAGUUUAAAGACAUUAUUAGGAAAAUGAGAUGCGCAUCAUUGUAUGUGCUUGUAUUACUGACUGCAUACAGCUUUAUAUUUCAAGACCCUGCACACUGUUUAGAUGAAUUUACUACUUCUGAUUUGGAAAAAAGUGAAGAAGAGGACUUUUCUGAGCCUGCCGAACAGUUGCUAGAAGAAUACCAGAGGAGUCUCAGUGUGGACGAUUCCAAAGAAUGGGAGCCAAAGGCUACUGUUAGGACAAGCAGCCCGACUAUCAGCAAACUACCCAAUGCACUCGCUAAUCUACCCCUUCGGUUUGGAAGAGCUCUGCAGAACAGAUUCACCCAGUCCAUUGCAAAUCUGCCACUCAGAUUCGGUAGAACACUGGAAUACCCCGUACCAAGAGCAAUUUCCAAUUUACCACAAAGAUUUGGAAGGUCACCAGUGCUUAAAACUUCAGCUGCCAACUUGCCACAGAGAUUUGGCAGAUUCACAGCAAUGCCACAGUUUUUAUGGUCUACUGCAAAUUUGCCCAAAAGGCUUGAAAGACAUCUGCCUGUCAGUCGGCUACCUUAUUCCAUGCUACUAUUCCCUCUUGGCCUGGAAGGGCCUCAACACACAGGAGACAUGGCAUCAGAUCUGAGCAUGGGCACUGAUGAAUAAGGACAAAACAGAGCAAUGAGUCACACAACUUGGGGCCUGAACACAAAACCCUGUAAAUAAAGGCAACAUAAUGAUGGCCUGGAUGGCAUGCACGUCUUAAAUUUUGUAUAAAUAAUCACGCUAAAGUGUGAUCAUUUUUGUGUAAGUUUGUGUAACAAUUUCAUGAGAUGGCUCGAAUUUAUGUGCUGUACCACACUAUCUGCAUUUUCUGUAUUCAUAACAUUUUAUGUACAAAUAAAUAUUGCAUAACAUUAUCAGAUUGGAAUGCAACAUUUUGCUAAGUACAUGAGACUCCUAAGUCAAACAGGAGCAUUACUUGAAAUGUACAUUGUAACAGUACUUUUUUGAUAAACCUAUAAUGAUUAAAACUAUACCUAACCGAA